AUAAAAAUAAAUAAAUAAAUAAAUAAAUAAUCUCUGUCAUCGCAUCUGUUCUCAAUAAAUGUCACAGAUCCGCUCCUCUUCAACCUUCUUUACUCUUGUCAAAAACUGACCCUUUUUUCUCUCUUCCCUGUCUGCAAUUCUGUCCCUUCAUGUUUUGAAUUGAAUUUCUCCUUCCCCUUCUAGCUUUACCAUACAGUUUUGUACAGCUCGCUCAGGUUUUUGUUUCGUUGUUCGUAUACAUCUUGUAAUUAUCUCAAAGGAAUAAAGGAAAACAAAAGCAAUUUUUAAAAAAAUGAAUCACUUUCCGGUUCAACAAAGCGCUUUCGUUGCCUGUGAGGAGAAGAGGAGCUCGAUUUCCGAUAAGAGGAACGCCGUGGUCUGCCCUAAGCCCCGCCGUCUCGGCCUCAACGCCGUCGUCAACGACCCUAUCAGAUCUCUCCGGUGGCAUAUUAGCCAUCAGCAGGAUGUUUGUGAUUCCAGAUCUGGAUCUGAUCUACUGAACAUCAUCCUCACAAAGGGUGGGUAUGGUGCAGAGCAAGCAUCGGCAGCGCAGGCAGCCUCGUCGCCCCCAUUUUUUUGCGGGUCUCCGCCGAGCAGAGUUUCUAACCCAUUAGUUCAAGACACACGGUUCGGGGACGAGAAAGUCGCCCCGGUGUCGCCGCGGGCAAUCCCGAUUCCCUCCGGCGUCGUUGCAUCAUCUCCGUCGUCCACCCGGAAGAGCGAGGGGUGCGCAAGAGUGAAUUUUGGCAACAAGCCGGCAGUGAGAAUCGAGGGUUUUGAUUGCCUGGACAGGGAUCGCAGGAACUGCAGCAUCCCCGCACUGGCCUGAAACCCUAAAAUCCCCAAUACAACAAACAAGAGAACAAGGCAGAUUAAGUAAAUAGAGAGAGUCCAUUAGCAGCAGCAAAAACAAGAAGAGGAAGAUGAAGAAUUUUUAGCAAUUUCCAGAGGAGAUGAUUGAGUGAAAAGCCAGCAUGAUAUAUGAUCCCUUUUGCACAGUGUAAAUAUGUUUAGAGGGCUGUGUUGUGCCUGUAAGUAUUUGAUUAUGAGAGGAGUUUAGGAUUUUAAUGAUAAUAUUUAGUUGAGAGGAAAAUCCCUCUUUGUGAUGUAAGUAUGAAUGAGGGAGGGAGGGUUUUUGAAGAUUUGUGUCCAUUUUGUAGAACUUGUGUUGCAGAGAUUCUGUGAAGAAUAUGUGUAGUUUGGUGUUCUUGAGUCCUCCACUGUACUCAUUUCCCUUUUUAAAUGGAAUAUAAUACAGAGUUUUAUUACAUGUA
Messenger RNA from Ipomoea triloba (trilobed morning glory), 1274 nucleotides. RefSeq lists its product as uncharacterized. The record is from RefSeq and is a predicted model, not a curated record. The coding region runs from base 293 to 829 and encodes 178 amino acids. The transcript is spliced from 4 exons. Lineage: Eukaryota; Viridiplantae; Streptophyta; Magnoliopsida; Solanales; Convolvulaceae.